Cynocephalus volans (Philippine flying lemur) is the source of this 918-nucleotide messenger RNA. Its product is annotated as olfactory receptor 1165-like. Lineage: Eukaryota; Metazoa; Chordata; Mammalia; Dermoptera; Cynocephalidae. The transcript has a single exon. Bases 1 to 918 code for a protein of 305 amino acids. Gene Ontology annotation, biological process: G protein-coupled receptor signaling pathway; sensory perception of smell. The record is from RefSeq and is a predicted model, not a curated record. Gene Ontology annotation, molecular function: olfactory receptor activity; odorant binding; G protein-coupled receptor activity. Gene Ontology annotation, cellular component: membrane.
AUGCUGACUGGGAGAAAUGUGAGUGCUGGAGCCACUUUUGUCCUGUUGGGCUUCUCAGAGUUCCCACCCCUCAAGGUGCCCCUCUUCCUGCUGUUCUUGGCCAUCUACACUGUCACUGUGUUUGGAAACUUGGGAAUGAUUUUGAUCAUCAGGGUCAGUCCCAAACUCCACACCCCAAUGUACUUUUUCCUCAGUCAUUUAUCUUUCCUCGAUCUCUGUUAUUCCUCAGUAAAUAUGAAAACCAAGACUGUGUCCUUCUUGAGUUGCAUGAUUCAAUUUUUCAUCGGCUGCACAUUUGUGAUUACAGAAGUGUUCAUGUUAACAGUGAUGGCCUAUGACCGGUUUGUGGCUGUUUGUAACCCCCUGCUCUACACAGUCGCUAUGUCUCCUAAGCUCUGUGCUCUCCUCGUAGCUGGAACUUACAUAUGGGGUUCACUCUGUUCCUUGACUCUCACAUACUGCCUUUUGGAGCUAUCCUACUGUGGAUCUACCAUAAAUCACUAUUGCUGUGAGUUUUCGGCCCUCCUGUCUGUAUCCUGCUCUGACACGCACUUCAGCCUGAUGGUGAUGUUAGUCAUUUCUACAUUCAAUGAGGCUUGUAGCCUCCUUGUUAUCUUAACUUCCUAUGCCUUCAUAGUUGUCACCAUCAUCAAGAUACCUUCUAAGGGUGUUUUUCGGAAAGCCUUCUCCACCUGUGCCUCUCACCUGACUGCCAUCACCAUUUUCCAUGGGAUUCUUCUUGUUCUCUAUUGUGUGCCCAAAUCUAAGGGCUCAUGGAUCCUCAUUAAAGUAGCCACUUUGUUUUACACCAUUGUGAUCCCUAUGCUAAAUCCUCUUAUCUACAGCGUUAGAAAUAAAGAUGUAAAGGAGGCUGUCAAGAUGUUAAUUCACACCAAAGUGCUUUCUCACUCAAUGUAA